AGUUCCAUUGAAAGGAAACCUUGGAGGUUGCAAGACAAGUCCAAGAUGUGCAGUUCAGUUGCUCCCAGGCUGUGGUUCUUAACAGACCGUCGCAUCAGAGAAGAUUACCCUCAGCAGGAGAUCCUGAGAGCGCUGAAGGCCAAGUGCUGUGAAGAGGAGCUAGAUUUCCGGGCCUUGGUGAUGGAUGAAGUGGUGCUGACCAUUGAGGAUGGAAAUCUUGGUCUUCGGGUGAACGGGGAGCUCAUUACUGCUUACCCGCAAGUGGUGGUCGUGCGUGUACCAACACCUUGGGUUCAGAGUGACAGCGAUAUCACAGUCCUUCGCCACCUAGAGAAGAUGGGCUGUCGAUUGAUGAAUCGUCCCCAAGCCAUCCUCAACUGUGUCAACAAGUUCUGGACGUUUCAAGAACUUGCUGGUCAUGGUGUGCCUCUUCCAGACACUUUUUCAUAUGGUGGUCAUGAGAAUUUUGCCAAAAUGAUUGAUGAGGCGGAAGUGCUGGAGUUCCCUAUGGUGGUGAAGAACACGCGGGGUCACCGAGGUAAAGCUGUGUUCCUGGCACGAGAUAAGCACCAUUUGGCAGACCUAAGCCAUUUGAUCCGUCACGAUGCCCCUUACUUAUUUCAAAAAUACGUUAAAGAGUCCCAUGGCAAGGAUGUACGUGUCAUCGUAGUAGGAGGCCGUGUAGUGGGCACCAUGCUCCGCUGCUCAACAGAUGGGAGGAUGCAGAGUAACUGCUCGCUUGGUGGCGUAGGGAUGAUGUGCUCGCUGAGCGAACAAGGCAAGCAGUUGGCAGUCCAAGUGUCAAACAUCCUGGGGAUGGACGUGUGCGGCAUUGACCUGCUGAUGAAGGACGACGGUUCAUUCUACGUCUGCGAGGCCAAUGCAAAUGUAGGUUUCAUUGCCUUUGACAAGGCUUGUAAUCUAGAUGUAGCUGGUAUCAUAGCGGACUAUGCCGCUUCUCUCCUUACCCCCGGUCGCUUGACGCGGCGCAUGUCCUUGCUCUCUGUGGUGUCCACGGCAAGCGAGACUAGCGAGCCAGAGCUGGGCCCUCCAGCUAGUGCCGCUGUCGACAAUAUGAGUGCUAGCUCCAGCUCUGUCGACAGCGACCCUGAGACCACGGAGAGAGAGUUGCUCACCAAGCUCCCGGGGGCUCUGUUCAACAUGAACCAGCUAUUAGCCAAUGAGAUCAAACUUCUUGUGGAGUGAUGCCACAUGUAAAUAGAUGACCAACAGAACUCUCUCUUGUAAAAUUUUUUUUUUUUCAAACCAACUUGCAAUGCUGUUUAUCAGAGAAGCUCAGAGGAAUGAGGAAGGGGGAGGAGGGGUGUCAAUCAAGAGAACAAAAGGCACAUGUGCUGUGAUUGCUGCCCCUACUUUUUUGCAGAACGUAAAAUUGUGUUCAUUCUACAGCAUCGGUU
Messenger RNA from Cariama cristata (Red-legged seriema), 1418 nucleotides. It is a transcript of the gene RIMKLB, whose product is annotated as ribosomal modification protein rimK-like family member B. Gene Ontology annotation, cellular component: cytoplasm. The record is from RefSeq and is a predicted model, not a curated record. Lineage: Eukaryota; Metazoa; Chordata; Aves; Cariamiformes; Cariamidae. The transcript has 5 exons. Bases 46 to 1206 code for a protein of 386 amino acids. Gene Ontology annotation, molecular function: ATP binding; ligase activity, forming carbon-nitrogen bonds; metal ion binding. Gene Ontology annotation, biological process: protein modification process.